Molecule: messenger RNA, 567 nt
Organism: Bombina bombina (fire-bellied toad)
Lineage: Eukaryota; Metazoa; Chordata; Amphibia; Anura; Bombinatoridae
Gene: NPB
Product: neuropeptide B
Exons: 2
Coding region: 8-418 (136 amino acids)
Biological process (GO): G protein-coupled receptor signaling pathway; feeding behavior
Molecular function (GO): G protein-coupled receptor binding
Source: RefSeq, a predicted model, not a curated record
CUUCAUAAUGCUAUCUCCAAGCUCCCGCUCAUCUCUGCGUAUCACUCUGCUGUGCAGUGUCCUGGCUCUGCUCCUCUCAUGCCAGCGUGCAAAUGCCUGGUACAAACAGACAACUGGUCCCAGUUAUUAUUCUGUGGGCAGAGCCUCAGGACUGCUCUCUGGGAUACGACGGUCCCCUGAUAUCCGCCGGUCUGAACCAGAGAACCCAGGCGAGAGCACUGAGAACAUGGAGGGCAACUUUCUCAACAAUUUGGGGAGUCAAAGACAAGGAGCUUUGCUCAAAAGUAUGGCUAUAUGUGUGAAGGAUAUCUCACCGAACCUGCACAGCUGCGAGCUUCUCCCUGACACCUCCAGUACCUUCCAAUGCAAGGCUGAAAUUUUCCUUUCACUGGACACCUCAGACUGCCUCAGCCCCUGAUUCAAAUCCAGAGACUCUACUGUGUCCCCUCCUUGCCCCUGUGGAACCUUAAAUGUUGGGCAUGGGGGAGACCUGUGUGUAGAUUUGUACUUGAUUCUGUAUCUGCUGCAUAGAAUCCAUUUGUUCGUUUAAUAAAACUGAAGAACAAA